CCCUCAUUCAUUUGCGAUACUUUGGCCAUUGCUAACAGUUAACUUCUUGUAGGUUACUAUUACAAUCCAUUGACUUGCGUUAAUAUAUUUGCUAAUAGCUUGUUUGUUUUAAUAGAUAUAACCAAAUGUCCGACGUUCUACACCGCCCGGGCUUCCGUAAACGACUUCGUAAAGGAGCUCGAAACUUUUUCUCAAGAUUAAUACCCUGCGUACGACGACCGAAACUUGAAGACCCUUUGGAAGAUGACACAGAUUUUUCUUCACCGUUAUCAUCAGACAUCUCCUUGAUGACAACUACAGAAGAAGAUUUCCCGAGAAAUCUCAAUCAAUCUGCUAUAAUUCCUCGUAUUGAGGACUUACCCUCGACCGACACCGAUUCCUUUGAUGAAGAAUUUCACAAACCAUCAGAGUUUGGUAAGUUAUUAAUGCAUUUUCUCAUUUUUUUUUACUAUAUAUUAUAAACUACCUACUCGAUU
Molecule: messenger RNA, 476 nt
Organism: Octopus sinensis (East Asian common octopus)
Lineage: Eukaryota; Metazoa; Mollusca; Cephalopoda; Octopoda; Octopodidae
Exons: 2
Coding region: 126-461 (111 amino acids)
Source: RefSeq, a predicted model, not a curated record